Molecule: messenger RNA, 2064 nt
Organism: Cheilinus undulatus (humphead wrasse)
Lineage: Eukaryota; Metazoa; Chordata; Actinopteri; Labriformes; Labridae
Product: mucin-5AC-like
Exons: 3
Source: RefSeq, a predicted model, not a curated record
ACAGCUGCCCCAACAACCACUACUGCUGGCCCAACAACAACCACAGCUGCCCCAACAACAACCACAGCUGCCACAACAACAACCACAGCUGCCCCAACAACCGCAGCUGCCCCUACAACCACCACAGCUGGCCCAACAACAACCACAGCUGCCCCAACAACAACCACAGCUGCCCCAACAACAACCUCUGCCCCAACAACCACCACUGCUGGCCCAACAACAACCACACCUGCCCCAACAACAAUCACAGCUGCCACAACAACAACAACAGCUGCCCCAACAACCACUACUGCCCCAACAACAACCACAGCUGCCCCAACAACAACUUCUGCCCCAACAACCACCACUGCUGGCCCAACAACAUCCACACCUGCCCCAACAACAACCACAGCUGCCCAAACAACCACAGCUGCCCCAACAACCACCACAGCUGCCCCAACAACAACCACAGCUGCCCCAACAACCACCACACCUGCCCCAACAACAACCUCAUCUGCCCCAACAACAACCACAGCUGCCCCAACAACCACCAAUUCUGGCCCAACAACAACCACACCUGCCCCAACAACAACCACAGCUGCCCCAACAACCACAGCUGCCCCAACAACAACCACAGCUGCCCCAACAACCACUUCUGCCCCAACAACCACCACAGCUGCCCAAACAACAACCUCAUCUGCCCCAACAUCCACUUCUGCCCCAACAACCACUACUGGUGCCCAAACAACAACCACAGCUGCCGCAACAACAACAACCACAGCUGCCCCAACAACCACUUCUGCCCCAACAACAACCACGGCUGCCCAAACAACAACCUCAGCUGCCCCAACAACCACUUCUGCCCCAACAACAACCACAGCUGCCCCAACAACAACCACAGCUGCCCCACCAACCACUUCUGUUGCCCCAACAACAACCACAGCUGCCCCAACAACAACCUCAGCUGCCCCAACAACCACUUCUGCCCAAACAACAACCACAGCUGCCCCAACAACCACCACAGCUUCCCCAGCAACAACCACAGCUGCCCCAGCAACAACCACAGCUGCCCCAACAACAACCACAGCUGCCCCAACAACCACCACUGCUGCCCCAACAACCACCACUGCUGCCCUAACAACCACCACUGCUGCCCUAAUAACCACUACUGCCCCAACAACCACAUCUGCCCUAACAACUACUACUGCCCCAACAACAACCACAGCUGCCCCAACAACCACCACAGCUGCCCCAGCAACAACCACAGCUGCCCCAGCAACAACCACAGCUGCCCCAACAACCACCACUGCUGCCCUAACAACCACCACUGCUGCCCCAACUACCACAGCUGCCCCAACAACAACCACAACAGCUGCCCCAACAACAACCACAGCUGAACCAACAACCACCACAGUUGGACCAACAACAACCACAGCUGCAGUUGAAGCAACAACAACAACUGCAGCUGGAGCAACAACUACAACUGCAGCACCAACUUCAGCCCAAGGUUUAACUUCUGUCCAAGGAGCAACUACAACAACAGCAGCACCAACAACAACUACUACUGUAACUACUACAACAGCAGCACCAACAACAACUACCACUGUAACUACAACAACAGCAGCACCAACAACAACUACCACUGUAACUACAACAACAGCAGCACCAACAACAACUACCACUGUAACUACAACAACAGCAGCACCAACAACAACUACCACUGUAACUACAACAACAGCAGCACCAACAACAACUACCACUGUAACUACAACAACAGCAGCACCAACAACAACUACCACUGUAACUAUUACAACAGCAGCACCAACAACAACUACUACUGUAACUACUACAACAGCAGCACCAACAACAACUACCACUGUAACUACUACAACAGCAGCACCAACAACAACUACCACUGUAACUACUACAACAGCAGCACCAACAACAACUACCACUGUAACUACUACAACAGCAGCACCAACAACAACUACCACUGUAACUACUACAACAGCAGCACCAACAACAACUACCACUGUAACUGUAACGGGACUCUUAACUUUGGACUCAGUGAAACCAAACCUUUGA